AUGGACGGUGGGAUGCGGAAUAGGCGGCCUUUCCGAGGAGGAGGAGAAGGGGAAGGUGGGAUGGCGCUGCAGCUGCUGGGCUGGCUGUCCUUCUUGCCCUCAGGCCCAGCCGCCGGUGGGCAGUUGUGGGCUGUUUCCCCCCUGGCUGCGGUGGCAGUGAGGUUUGCAUCCAAAAAGAGUGGAAGCAGCUCCAAAAACCAUGGUGGGAGAAGUCUUGGGAAAUGCUAUGGCUUCAAAAAAAUGGAUGGACAGUUUGUUCAUGCGGGCAACAUACUAGCAACACAGCGAGUGAUUCGUUGGCACCCAGGGGCUCAUGUGGGGAUGGGCCGCAACAAGUGGCUGUAUGCACUUGGGAUUGUGCUAUACACCAAGGAAGUGUAUGUGCCACGUCCCCAUCACGAGGAAAGUAAAGACGUCAUCUGCCAGUUGCCCAGAGGAGCAGUGCUUUAUAUAACAUUCAUCAAUGUAGGCCCCACGGUUGAGGUGGGGAGCUUUAAGUUGGUCAACAUGCUGUAAGACUGCCCAGAAGAUAUCAGCCAAGAACUUGCUCAGGGGGAUCUGACCCCCAGCAACCAUCAGUUCUGUCCUUCCGAGUGACUUGGUUCAAUUACUUACUGUUCCCUGAGCCAUAGCUGAGGAAGACUGGGCAUCUUUACCAUACUGUCAAGAGCAAUUUCUGUAUUGUAAAGGAUGUAUAUUUAUAUAUC
This is a messenger RNA of Anolis sagrei ordinatus, 707 nucleotides long. NCBI's taxonomy places the organism in Eukaryota, Metazoa, Chordata, Lepidosauria, Squamata, Anolidae. The record is from RefSeq and is a predicted model, not a curated record.